Messenger RNA from Eucalyptus grandis, 528 nucleotides. Its product is annotated as toll/interleukin-1 receptor-like protein. Gene Ontology annotation, biological process: signal transduction. The coding region runs from base 1 to 528 and encodes 175 amino acids. The transcript is spliced from 2 exons. Lineage: Eukaryota; Viridiplantae; Streptophyta; Magnoliopsida; Myrtales; Myrtaceae. The record is from RefSeq and is a predicted model, not a curated record.
AUGGCAAACUCAAAGACCAGAAUGACUACUGAUGAUGCUGCACGAGCAUUAGGGGAUGAGUACCAAGUAUUCCUGAGUUUUAGAGGACCUGAUACUCGUCAUGGAUUCAUAGACUUCCUCUAUCAUGACUUGGUAGAUGCUGGAGUUCGCGUAUUCAGGGACGAAGAUGAACUCCAUGUUGGUGAAGUCAUUGGUGAGAACCUUCUACGUGCUAUCAAUAGUUCCAGAUUUUAUGUACCAAUCUUCUCGAGGACUUAUGCUUCCAGUAAAUGGUGUCUCCGUGAGCUUGCCCACAUAGUAGACAAUGUGUCUAAGUCCAAUGUUGAAAAAAGUAUCCUUCCUAUAUUUUUUGACGUGGAACCUGAGGAUAUUAAACUUAAGACUCCACUAUAUAACGAUGCUUUUUUGGAGCACGAGAAGAGGUUUCUUGACGAAGUCCAGGCAUGGAAAAAAGCUCUUGCACAGGUAGAUGAAAUCAAGGGAUGGAAUAUGAAAAAGGAUCAAAGGGGAUACAACGUUGUCCUGUGA